Messenger RNA from Colletes gigas, 1671 nucleotides. RefSeq names its product leucine-rich repeat-containing protein 15-like. The record is from RefSeq and is a predicted model, not a curated record. Gene Ontology annotation, molecular function: protein binding. Lineage: Eukaryota; Metazoa; Arthropoda; Insecta; Hymenoptera; Colletidae. The coding region runs from base 1 to 1671 and encodes 556 amino acids. Gene Ontology annotation, cellular component: plasma membrane. The transcript is spliced from 7 exons.
AUGAUCUCCGUCGGUCUGAACGUCUGUAUUUUGCUGAUGCUAUCGUCGCGGGUCCCCGAGACUCGGUCCUGGUCGGAAACGUCUCGCGACUGCACGCCCUCCAACACGAACUUCGAACGAUCGACGGGGACGAGGAUCGCGUCGGAGGAGAAUCUCGCCUCGUCGAUCCUCGAGGAGCUCGAGAGCCGUCUGUCGCGUCUCGAGAGAAGACUCAGGGCCGUCGAGCAGCCUGUUUGGCAGAUAGGUCUCACGGAGGAGGAUUGGGAAAUUUGCGCGGAGGGACCGUGCAGAUGCCAACCGGAAACCAAGUCGGUGUCUUGCUGGAGGCAAGAGCUGUUGGACCUUCCGGCAGCGCAACUCGUCCCGAGAGACGUCUUGAAGUUAGAUCUGGGCGGAAAUCGACUGACGGCGCUCCACAGGGACACUUUCCUGGACAUGACGCGACUGAAUCACCUGGACCUCAGCGACAAUUCGAUCGAGCACCUGCCCUUGAACUUGUUCUUCUCGUUGCACGCCGUCACGCACGUCAGACUGAGCAAAAAUCUGCUCAGGGAGCUGCACCGGUCUCAGUUCCUGAGCACGCGAAACCUGCGCAUUCUCGACGCGUCCUCAAACAGGCUACGAACUCUGCCGGACAGCCUCUUCUUGAGCACCAACUUGCUGGUGAUGCUCGAUCUCUCUUGCAACCGUAUCUCGAGUCUAUCGUCGGGCACUUUUCGCGGACUUUCGACCCUCGAGGAGCUUCUCCUGGGGAAGAAUCGUCUCCUGACUCUACCGAUCGACUUGUUCAGCGACCUGACCAGCCUGAAACUCCUCGGUCUCGAAGACAAUCGACUCAAGGACCUACCGGGCGAGGUGUUCCGCGGGCAGACGUCGCUUCGCGAACUGAACGCCAGGGGUAAUCAGCUCACCGAGAUAUCCGGUGGUCUGCUGGCUCCUCUCGAACGACUCCGCUCUCUCGAGAUGUCGAACAACAAGAUAGCUCGGAUCGACCCAUCCGCCUUUCGAGGUUUGCUCGCGCUGGAGGAGCUUCAGCUGGGCCACAAUCGAAUACGAACAUUGGCGCCGGAUCUCUUUUCCACGACCGGCUGUUUGGAACGAUUGGUGCUCUAUGCCAAUGGCAUAGAGAGCCUGACGCGCGGCGCAUUUCGCGGUCUGUCCAACCUGACGUCUCUCUUUCUGCACUCGAACCAUCUCAGGAUGAUGCAUCCCGAGUUGUUCCAAGAUACGCCCAAUUUACGAAAAUUGCAACUGGAGUCGAAUUACCUAACCUCGUUGCCGCCGCGAAUUCUGGACCCCAUGCCAUACAUCGAUCAGCUUCGUCUCGCUAGGAACCCCUGGCACUGCGACUGCGCAGCCUCGUACCUGGCCAUGUGGCUGCAGAAAAGGUACCUGGCUCGAACGAACGGGUCCACGGACGCGACGGAGAAUCUCAGCGUAUGGGAAUUCGGGGCAGGGGCGAUGUGCAGGGGCCCCGGGACUCUGGGAGGAAAGCCUCUGAUACGGUUGACGUUCCACGAGCUCUGCGAGGGUCAGUGGGCCUCGAUGAAAGGCCUGGCCCCCAGAAUCCCCGUCGACCUGGUGGGCACCAGCGGUCAGGUCACCGGUCCAUCCGACACUCUGUCGCCCAAAGAACCCGUCUCGGUAUUUAACAAACCCUCCGUUUGCUAG